AUGGCGUCCGUCGAGGAGCAGAUCAAGGCGCUGCAUGACAAGAUCAAGGCGCUCAAGGUCGCGAAGCAGGAUGCGUCUGCGGAGAUUGCGGAGAUGAAGGCGCUGCAGGCGUCCAAGCCGAAGGACAAGAAGGCCGGCUCCGACUUCCAGCUCAAGGUGCCGAAGGGCACGCUGGACCACAAGCCUGCGGCCGCUCUGCUGCGGAAACGGAUCUUUGCGACGCUCGAGGGCAUCUUUGCCAAGCACGGUGCGGAGACGAUUGACACGCCCGUGUUUGAGCUCCGCGACAUCCUGGCGGGCAAGUACGGCGAGGACUCGAAGCUGAUCUACGACCUGGACGACCAGGGCGGCGAGAAGUGCUCGCUGCGCUACGACCUCACGGUCCCCUUUGCGCGCUACGUCGCCAUGAACGGCCUCACCAACAUGAAGCGCUACCACAUCGCAAAGGUGUACCGCCGCGACCAGCCCGUGAUGAGCAAGGGUCGCAUGCGCGAGUUCUACCAGUGCGACUUUGACAUUGCCGGCGCCUACGACUCCAUGGUUCCCGACGCCGAGAUCCUGUACAUCCUCUGCGAGGCGCUGAAUGCGCUCGAGAUCCCAGAGUACACCAUCAAGCUCAACCACCGCAAGAUCCUCGACGGCAUCUUUGAGCUCGCCGGCGUGCCCGCUGAGAAGACGCGUGCCAUCUCGUCUGCGGUCGACAAGCUCGACAAGCUCCCCUGGGCCGAUGUGCGCAAGGAGAUGACCGAGGAGAAGGGCCUCGACGGCGCCGUCGCGGACCGUAUCGGCCAGUACGUCGGUCUCAAGGAAGCUGAUAUCCCAGGCAACGCCCGCGACGUUCUCGCCAAGCUGCAGUCGGACGAGGCGCUCAUGGGCGUCCCCAGCGCCAAGGCCGGAUUGGACGACAUGGCGCUCCUCUUCGACUUCCUGGACGUGUACGGCAUCACGAACAAGAUGUCGUUCGACAUGUCGCUCGCCCGUGGACUCGACUACUACACCGGCAUCAUCUACGAGGCGGUCACGGACGGCUCUGCGCCGCCGUCCAAGGACACGGCCGCUGUGCCCGAGAAGGCGGCCGAGGAGGCCGACAAGAAGGCCGACGCGAAGAAGGACAAGAAGGCGAAGAAGGGCGGCAACGCCAAUGUGAACGAGGACGGCGUCGACGAGUCUGCGGUCGGCGUCGGCUCCAUCGCCGCCGGAGGACGGUACGACAACCUCGUGGGCAUGUUUGCCGAGGCGGCCGGAUCCAAGCGGUCCAACGUGCCGUGUGUCGGUGUGUCGAUCGGUGUGGAGCGCGUGUAUGCCAUCCUGAACGCGCGCCAGAACCAGGCCAAGGCCCGCUCAAAGGAGACGGACGUGUUCGUGCUCGCGCUCGGCGGCGGGCUCCUCCCGGAGCGCAUGAAGUUUGCCAAGAUGCUCUGGGACGCAGGCAUCAAGGCCGAGUUCAGCUUCAAGAACAAGCCCAAGGCGCCCCAGCAGUGGGCACAGGCUGACUCUGAUGGCGUCAAGUUUGUUGCCAUUCUCGCGCCCUCCGAGCUCGAGAAGGGCACGGUGCGCAUCAAGGAGCAGGGCGUCGAGCGCGAGGCUGGGCAGGAUAAUGGAGAAGAGGUCAAGAUGGAGGACGUCGUCAAGUACCUCAAGGAGAGGCUCUAG
This is a messenger RNA of Trichosporon asahii var. asahii CBS 2479, 1653 nucleotides long. RefSeq names its product histidine-tRNA ligase. Gene Ontology annotation, biological process: mitochondrial translation. Lineage: Eukaryota; Fungi; Basidiomycota; Tremellomycetes; Trichosporonales; Trichosporonaceae. The transcript has 2 exons. The coding region runs from base 1 to 1653 and encodes 550 amino acids. The record is from RefSeq and is a predicted model, not a curated record. Gene Ontology annotation, cellular component: mitochondrion; cytoplasm.